This is a messenger RNA of Symphalangus syndactylus (siamang), 1930 nucleotides long. RefSeq names its product fibrinogen like 1 (gene FGL1). NCBI's taxonomy places the organism in Eukaryota, Metazoa, Chordata, Mammalia, Primates, Hylobatidae. Gene Ontology annotation, cellular component: fibrinogen complex. Gene Ontology annotation, biological process: blood coagulation, common pathway; platelet aggregation; positive regulation of heterotypic cell-cell adhesion. Gene Ontology annotation, molecular function: extracellular matrix structural constituent; protein-macromolecule adaptor activity. The record is from RefSeq and is a predicted model, not a curated record.
UCAGUCGUGAGUGCAUUGAUGGUUUGUCAGAAACUUUUUCCUCGUGGUCUGUGUGUGUAUCGCUAAGUACUGAGGUAGCAAAAAUAGAGUCCCUGCUCUUGAAGAGCUCAUAUUUUAGUGAAGGAUGGGGGAGUGGAGUGUGAUGUAAAUAAAGUUUGUGUUGUAAUAAAAAGUGCUGUGGGAGCUCAGAACACAGCAGCUAAACGCUCAGGUGUUUAUUGUGGUCCAGAAUGCCCUAUCCUAAUUCCACCGCUCCAAGAUCCUGGACAAGCGACGUGCCUUUCUGAGCCUUAAUUGCCCCAUCUGUGAAAUGAGGGGGAAGGAAUAAUACUUCCUAUCUUGAAGGGAUUUUUAAAAAAAUGUUCUCAGAGUUUGUUUUAUGCCAGGCACACUGUAAAGCACUUUGGCUGUUGUGAUUUUCUUAAUCCUCACAGUUACCCUGAAGAGGCUGGUUCUGAAUCUGACCCGUCUUAGCAAUGAAAGGUUAUAUAAAUCAAACUUCUAGCAGCUACAAGUGGUAGAGCCUAGAUUUAAACAGAGGUCUACCUGAUUCCUUAAAGAUUUUUUUAAUUAAAUAAAAUGCGUAUAGAAACACUAGUAUAUGUUGAGGCCCAAAAUAUUAGCUAUCAUCAUUAUUUUGUUUUAUACGGAGUGGAAGUUCCAAAUUGCAGAAUGAUGUUCAAGGAAGUGGGAUAUACCAAGAACACAGAUCACACAUCCAAAGUAAGCAAUGGACAACAAACAGACUGGCUGAAGUAGAAGAUUUAUAUAUGUUUUUUCAACGGGGAACAUGGCAAAGAUGUUCAAUUUCAUCCUUGUUACCACCGCUCUGAUAAUGGGCAGGGAAAUUUUGGCACUUGAGGACUGUGCCCAGGAGCAGGUGCGGCUCAGAGCCCAGGUGCGCCUGCUUGAGACCCGGGUCAAGCAGCAGCAGGUCAAGAUCAAGCAGCUUUUGCAGGAGAAUGAAGUCCAGUUCCUUGAUAAAGGAGAUGAGAAUACUGUCAUUGAUCUUGGAAGCAAGAGGCAGUAUGCAGAUUGUUCCGAGAUUUUCAAUGAUGGGUAUAAGCUCAGUGGAUUUUACAAAAUCAAACCUCUCCAGAGCCCAGCAGAAUUUUCUGUUUAUUGUGACAUGUCCGAUGGCGGAGGAUGGACUGUAAUUCAGAGACGGUCUGAUGGCAGUGAGAACUUUAACAGAGGAUGGAAAGACUAUGAAAAUGGCUUUGGAAAUUUUGUCCAAAAACAUGGUGAAUAUUGGCUGGGCAAUAAAAAUCUUCACUUCUUGACCACUCAAGAAGACUACACUUUAAAAAUCGACCUUGCAGAUUUUGAAAAAAAUAGCCGUUAUGCUCAAUAUAAGAAUUUCAAAGUUGGAGAUGAAAAGAAUUUCUACGAGUUGAAUAUUGGGGAAUAUUCUGGAACAGCUGGAGAUUCCCUUGCGGGGAAUUUUCAUCCUGAGGUGCAGUGGUGGGCUAGUCACCAAAGAAUGAAAUUCAGCACAUGGGACAGAGAUCAUGACAACUAUAAAGGGAACUGCGCAGAAGAAGAUCAGUCUGGCUGGUGGUUUAACAGGUGUCACUCUGCAAACCUGAAUGGUGUAUACUACAGCGGCCCGUACACGGCUGAAACAGACAAUGGGAUUGUUUGGUACACCUGGCAUGGGUGGUGGUAUUCUCUGAAAUCUGUGGUUAUGAAAAUUAGGCCAAAUGAUUUUAUUCCAAAUGUAAUUUAAUUGUUGCUGUUGGGCUUUCGUUUCUGUAAUUCAGCUUUGUUUAAAGUGAUUUGAAAAAUACUCAUUCUGAACAUAUCCAUGUGCAAUCAUGAUCACUGUUGUGAGUACUGCUUUUCAUUCUUCUCACUUGCCUUUGUUACUUAAUGUACUUUCAGUACAGCGGAUAUGCAGUAUUCAUCAAAUAAAUGUAGAUUGUGUUAA